AUGCACCUCAGCGCGGACAAACUACCUGGGAUUCCAUCCCUGAAGAAAACUGAUGCUCCCUUCUCCAGCGGCUGCCAGUUGAAUGCGGUUUGUGUGGGAGCUGGGGACAAGCCCAUGAACGAGUAUCGCUCUGUUGUGUAUUAUCAAGUCAAACAACCUCGCUGGAUGGAGACGGUCAAGGUGGCGGUCCCUAUUGAAGAUAUGCAGAGGAUUCAUCUGAGAUUCAUGUUUCGACACCGAUCAUCACUGGAAUCUAAAGAUAAAGGAGAGAAGAACUUUGCCAUGUCCUAUGUGAAACUGAUGAAAGAAGAUGGAACCACUCUGCAUGACGGAUGCCAUGACUUGGUUGUCCUCAAG
Molecule: messenger RNA, 357 nt
Organism: Nannospalax galili (Upper Galilee mountains blind mole rat)
Lineage: Eukaryota; Metazoa; Chordata; Mammalia; Rodentia; Spalacidae
Product: dedicator of cytokinesis protein 2-like
Exons: 4
Biological process (GO): cell migration; small GTPase-mediated signal transduction
Cellular component (GO): cytoplasm; plasma membrane
Molecular function (GO): small GTPase binding; guanyl-nucleotide exchange factor activity
Source: RefSeq, a predicted model, not a curated record